UGGUUGCUGUGUCCCCCCAGGUGUAUGGAGGCACUGGUGGUGUACUGCUGGUCAGGGAAGGAGGAGGAGCCCUACGUCACCAUCACCCGUAAGCGGCGGCUGCGGAAAGGCUAUGAGGUGGAGAUGGAGCAGGAGGUAGGACACUCGGUGCGCCGGCUGGCCACGCACCGCAACGCUUUCAAGCGCAUGGCGGUCAUCCAGGCCUUCCUGGGCUCCACCCCGCAGCUCACCCUCCAGCUCUACAUCAGUGUCCUGGAGAAGUACGUCCCCGCUGCCCGAGCCAUCCUCAUGGGCAUCUGCCUGGUGUCGGUCACCUAUGGGGCACUCGUCUGCAAUAUCCUGGCCAUCCAGGUCAAGUACGAUGACUACAAGGUCCAGCUGCGGCCGCUGGCCUUCCUCUGUAUCGUGCUGUGGCGCAGCCUGGAGAUCUCCACCCGCGUGGCUGUCCUCGUGCUCUUCAGCACCGUCUUCAAGCACUGGAUCAUCCCCAUCGCCCUGACCAACCUGCUGGUGGUCUUCUUCUUGCCCUGGGUGCAGUUCUGGCGGAGCGGCACCCGCCUGCCCGACAACAUCGAGAAGAAUUUCAGCCGCGUGGGCACGGUGGUGGUGCUCUGCGCCUUCACCCUCCUCUACGCCAGCAUCAACAUGUUCUGCUGGUCGGCCGUGCAGCUCAAGCUGGCCGACCGGGACCUCAUUGACAAGUCACAGAACUGGGGCCGCCUGGCCGUGUACUACGUGGCCCGGCUGGCAGAGAACACAGCCCUCGUCAUCCUCUGGUACUUUUUUAAGACAGAUGUCUAUGAGAACAUCUGCACCCCACUGCUGGUGGUGCAGCUGCUCCUUGGCUACUGCCUGGGCAUCUACUUCAUGCUUCUCUUCUUCCAGUACCUGCACCCCUGCCGCCAACUUUUCCGGCACAACGUUGCCGACUACCUGCACUGUGUCUGCUGCCGCCAGCACCGGCCAGGGACCCCUCUGCGCCUCCAGGCCCCCCACGAGCCCGGCGUGAGGCACAGCAUCGUCUGAGGAAUGGCCAGCACCGGGCUCCUCCAGCUGGCUACAGACAUGAGGAUGGGCAGCGCUGGGCUGCAUCAGCAGCCAGAGGAGGCUCACGGCUCCAGGCAGGAGCUGCCUGGCCUGGCCGCGGGUCCCGGUGGGUCCCUGCAGUGACAGGGGGACAGGAGCGUGCCAGCCUUGCCUGGGACUCCACACACGGACACAAAGGACUUAUGGGGUGCCCAAACCGCCUGCCACUGUGAGCCGGCUGCCGUGUGGUGCACAGCCUCUGGGGUGCCCCGGACACCCCCGCAUCUGCCCGCUACGGUAUAUACAGUGACCUUGGGACCACAGGUGCCCGUGGGACUGUUUUAAGCAGUAAAAGAAACUUUGCUGUGGCUGCGUGUCCGGGUGCUGGCGGGUGGCCGGUGACUCACACUGAGGGUGGGGAUCGUCCCGCCAGGGCUGGCGUGGGUGCGCACACCCACUGCCCACGUAGCCCUCGCGCUUGUGGGCACCGAGCUGGGGCUGCACCAGUGGGAAAUGGGGAUUGGUGGGAGCCCCACAAUGGAGUCGGUAAAAUGCAGGAGCAUGGCGGGAGGGGGGCCAGC
Messenger RNA from Athene cunicularia (burrowing owl), 1607 nucleotides. It is a transcript of the gene XKRX, whose product is annotated as XK related X-linked. Bases 25 to 1026 code for a protein of 333 amino acids. The transcript is spliced from 2 exons. The record is from RefSeq and is a predicted model, not a curated record. Gene Ontology annotation, cellular component: membrane. NCBI's taxonomy places the organism in Eukaryota, Metazoa, Chordata, Aves, Strigiformes, Strigidae.